Larimichthys crocea (large yellow croaker) is the source of this 3696-nucleotide messenger RNA. It is a transcript of the gene cyp26c1, whose product is annotated as cytochrome P450, family 26, subfamily C, polypeptide 1. Gene Ontology annotation, biological process: sterol metabolic process. Bases 322 to 1932 code for a protein of 536 amino acids. The transcript has 7 exons. The record is from RefSeq and is a predicted model, not a curated record. Gene Ontology annotation, molecular function: monooxygenase activity; oxidoreductase activity, acting on paired donors, with incorporation or reduction of molecular oxygen; heme binding. Lineage: Eukaryota; Metazoa; Chordata; Actinopteri; Sciaenidae.
CGCGCUGAGCGCUCCCGUGCGCGCCGCGCGCCUCUUUACCAUACUCGGACCCACGUCACUGAAGGUGGAUCGUCGCGCGCAGCCUCGUGUAUAAAAGCCCCGCAUCCCGCUCCGAGCACCGACUCACCGGCUGACGGAGGAGCACCGACACAGGCUGCUCGGUUCGUGUGUCCGCGGACGGAAGUCGUUGAGACUUCGCUGAGGAGCCGCAGCAGCAGCUUUACGCGCCGGCACCGGACGCAGCUCUGACCGGGCGCAACACACGCGCCUUUACGCACACACACAGGUGGAUGCUGGGAAGCGGACCGGCUCGGAGGAGAGAUGUUACCCCUGGCCCAGUUCGGGGUGCUGUCGGCUCUGGCCGCCGCGCUCACCUCGGUCCUGUCCGCGCUCCUGCUGCUGGCUCUGACCCGGCAGCUGUGGAGCCUCCGCUGGAGCCUGACCCGGGACAAGGAGAGCAGCCUGCCGCUGCCGGAGGGCUCCAUGGGCUGGCCGCUGGUCGGGGAGACUUUCCACUGGCUGUUCCAGGGUUCAAAUUUCCACAUCUCACGCAGAGAGCGCCACGGCAACGUGUUUAAGACCCACCUGCUCGGGAAGCCCGUCAUCCGGGUGACGGGCGCCGAGAACAUACGUAAGAUCCUGCUGGGCGAGCACAGCCUGGUCUGCACCCAGUGGCCCCAGAGCACCCGCAUCAUCCUGGGGCCCAACACGCUGGUCAACUCCAUUGGAGACCUGCACAAGAGGAAGAGAAAGAUCCUGGCCAAAGUGUUUAGCCGGGGGGCUCUGGAGUCCUACCUGCCCCGGCUGCAGGACGUUGUCAAGUCUGAAAUUGCCAAGUGGUGCUCGGAGCCAGGCGCCGUUGACGUUUACAGUGCCGCCCGGUCCCUGACGUUCCGGAUUGCCGUCAGGGUUCUGCUGGGCCUGCAGCUGGAGGAGGAUCGGAUAGUUUACCUGGCACAAAUCUUCGAGCAACUCAUGAACAACCUGUUCUCGCUCCCCAUAGACGCUCCGCUCAGCGGGCUACGCAAGGGGAUAAAAGCCAGAGAAAUCCUACAUGCCAACAUGGAGAAAAUCAUUGAGGAGAAGAUGGAGCGGCAGCAGGUGGAGGAGGAACAUCUCGAUGCCUUCGACUACAUGCUGUCCAGUUCCAAAGAGCAGGAAUAUCAGUUGAGCAUCCAGGAGCUCAAGGAAACAGCCGUCGAGUUGAUCUUCGCCGCUCACUCCACGACAGCCAGCGCCUCCACCUCGCUGGUUCUGCAGCUUCUCCAUCAUCCAGCAGUGGUGGAGAGGGCCAGAGUGGAGCUGGAGGCCGAAGGCCUUGGCUAUGAAUCCCACAGCCGUCACAGUCCAUCCAGUGUCACCUCGGAGAAAGAGGAAGACAACUCCGAGACGAGCUGCCUGCUGAACGAACGCCACCAGAAUCAGCAGGACGAUGCGUUUCCACGGUCCCAGUCUCAUGUCCCGUAUCUGAGCCUCGACAAGCUGAGCCAGCUCCGCUACGUCGACUGUGUGGUCAAAGAGGUGCUCCGCUUCCUGCCACCGGUCUCCGGUGGUUACCGGACGGCCCUGCAGACGUUUGAGUUAGACGGCUACCAGAUCCCCAAAGGCUGGAGUGUAAUGUACAGCAUCCGAGACACCCAUGAGACUGCAGCGGUCUUCCAGAGCCCGGAGAUGUUUGACCCGGAUCGGUUUGGGCCGAACUGGGAGGAAAGUCGGUCAUCUCGGUUCAGCUACGUGCCGUUUGGUGGUGGCGUGCGGAGCUGCGUGGGGAAAGAAUUGGCGCAGAUCAUCCUAAAGACUCUGGCUGUGGAGCUGAUCGGGACUUGCAAAUGGACUCUGGCCACAGAGAACUUCCCCAAGAUGCAGACGGUGCCGAUCGUGCAUCCGGUAAACGGGCUGCAUGUGCAUUUCAUGUACAACUACCCGCUUUAGAUACAAACACAGACUGACAGACUCUGAGCCCAAGAAAGGAAACAGAACCACCUCACCGGGCCUGAUGGUGCAGUCCAGAUCCCCUUUCAUCAUGACGGACAUGAAGACAGGGUUUUCACCGCUGGUUUGGAGCACUUCAUCAUUUGGUCAGUGGUUUGGUCCAAACCCAAGAAACCGCUUUGUUGCCAUAGCAAAAGUUAAACACCUGAGACGUGAGCCUGCAGCGUUUUCAUCAUUUCUGGGUUUCGCUGUUGUUACAUGAAGUUAUUAAUGUAUCGAGGUGCAGUGAGACAAAUCUUUCAAACAAAAGUUGCAGGCCUCCUGCUGAGUUUCUAUCCAGAGUGGUUCAGGUACAAUAAAACCCACUCGCCUUCUGUUAACUUACUGAAAUAUAAAAACAGGAUGUGCAUCAGUGACACAGCUGGACACACGAGGGAAAGUCCUUCCACAAAGUCAUCUCAGCUCCAGGGACAGACUAACAAUGGUUUGGACAUUUUGUUGUGAUCCACAGUCACACAAAGUGGUUUACAGAAGAUAAAAUCCAUUCAGCUUUUAUAUAUUCAAAGACAGAUUUUUUGAAAACAAAGUCCAGCAGGUGCAGAAUCAAGUUGAUUUCCAAGCUCCCCGAAUUUGAACCCAUCCUUCAGACAUCUCUCUUUAUGUCAUUGAACCAGCGCCUCCCUUCCUGAACUGCCUGUAAGCUCCAUGUGACACUAAAGCCCAAAAAAUCAGUGAGAAGUUCUGCAAUGGAAACAUAUUUGAACACUUCUGGAAAAUGUUUCAGGACCCGUGUUGGAGCCCGGAGAGACUGGACUGUUUUUGGAACUUGCACUUGAUUUUAACAGCCCAAACAUCAGGGUCACACAUUCAUUCAGACUGUUGUAUUUUUAAUAUGAAUGUAAUAUAUAUCCUUAACAGUGCUAUUAUGUGUGUAUCAAAUGAAGUAGCAUUAUGAAUAAGCUGUAUUUAAAAUGCAGAUGUAUGAUUCCUAUUGAACUUUUACUUGUAAUUAUGAAUAGAUAGAGACACUAACCUGUAAUGUAAAGGACUGUCCAUAAAACCUUGUUUCACUGCUAGAACAUAGAAAUCUUUCACUGUUUAGAGCAGCCUAUAUUGAGAAUAACGUUAUUACUAUUGUUAUUAUCGGCCUAAUUUUAGGACAGUUUGAAGCCUAACAGACGCGCUGUGAAAUCUUACGUACGGAUGGAUUCGUGGAAGGAGAUAGCACUUUCUCCGCUUUAAGGAGUCUGUAUAUAUUUGUCCUGUUUAUGCAUUCACUGAGUGUAACAGAUGUAGCUGCUGUACAGUUGAUAUAAAGAGUAAAUUAGAAGAUGACAAACAAACAUGCUUGUCGUAUGUUGCUUUCAACACGGUCAGAGUUUUACCUAAAUGAGCAGGCCUGGUUAUGUACAACGGUCAGUCCUGCCUCCGACUCUUUGGUGAACUCUUCCCCAGAAAACAACCAUGGCCUGGGCAGUGAGAGCCGGGUAAGUCCCUCUGUUUAUCUAUGGAGGGUAUGUGAUGAAAUUUCAACACCAACAACAACAAUUCUCAUAUAUCUGGAAAGUCACCACGACCCGGUCAGUCCUCCCUGCCAACUCCUCCGUCAACUCUCCCCCAGAAAACAGCCUCCGUCUGGGCAGUGAGAGCCGGGUAAGUUCCUCUGCUGGUGAUGAUGAACUCUGCACAGUGAGUCAGGAUCUCCCUCCCAACACAAUCUGACAGCUUCCAGAAGACUGGAAACUCGGGGACGUUGUGGACGUU